AUGUCACUGGGUAAUUACAGCAGCCUGAACCGGGCCCAGCUUACCUUCGAAUACCUGCACACCAACUCAACUACCCAUGAAUUCUUGUUUGGUGCCCUUGCUGAACUUGUAGAUAAUGCCAGAGAUGCAGAUGCCACGAGAAUAGACAUUUAUACUGAGCGACGAGAGGACCUACGAGGUGGAUUCAUGCUGUGUUUUUUGGAUGAUGGAACAGGAAUGGAUUCAAAUGAAGCAGCCAGUGUUAUCCAGUUUGGUAAAUCAGCCAAGCGAUCACCUGAGUCCACUCAAAUCGGGCAGUAUGGGAACGGCUUGAAAUCGGGUUCCAUGCGGAUUGGGAAGGAUUUUAUCCUGUUCACAAAGAAAGAUAACACCAUGACUUGCCUCCUCUUGUCGCGGACAUUCCAUGAGGAAGAAGGCAUCGACGAGGUCAUCGUUCCCCUACCCACCUGGAACGUACGGAGCCGUGAACCUGUGACGGACAACAUGGAGAAAUUUGCUAUUGAGACGGAGCUCAUUUACAAGUAUUCCCCUUUCAAAUCAGAACAGGAAGUGAUGGACCAGUUCAAUAAGAUACGUGGUGAGAAAGGCACCCUGGUGAUCAUCUUUAACCUCAAACUAAUGGAUAAUGGAGAGCCAGAGCUGGAUGUGACUUCUGACCCUCAAGAUAUUCAGAUGGCAGAAACACCCCCAGAGGGAACCAAACCGGAGCGCCGCUCCUUCCGUGCCUAUGCUGCUGUGCUUUAUAUUGAUCCCAGGAUGAGGAUCUUCAUCAAUGGACACAAAGUACAAACCAAACGACUCUCAUGCUGUCUCUACAAGCCAAGGAUGUACAGAUACACUUCCAACCGUUUCAAGACCCGUGCAGAGCAAGAAGUGAAGAAAGCAGAGCACGUGGCGAGGAUAGCGGAAGAGAAGGCUCGUGAGGCGGAGAGCAAAGCCCGUGCCCUCGAGCUACGCCUCGGAGGGGAUAUCACACGGGAGUCCAGGGUGACACUACGUCAGGUCCAGAAUUCAGCCAUCACCAUGCGGCGGGAGGCUGACAUCAAGAAAAGGAUUAAAGAUGCAAAGCAGCGGGCGCUGAAGGAGCCUAAGGAGUUGAAUUUUAUCUUUGGGGUGAACAUUGAGCAACGCGAGUUGGAUGGCAUGUUCAUUUAUAACUGCAGUCGGCUGAUCAAGAUGUAUGAGAAGGUGGGCCCACAGCUGGAGGGUGGCAUGGCAUGUGGAGGAGUGGUAGGCGUGGUGGAUGUGCCCUAUUUGGUUCUGGAGCCAACCCAUAAUAAACAAGACUUUGCUGAUGCCAAAGAGUAUCGACACUUGCUGAAGGCCAUGGGAGAGCAUUUGGCUCAAUAUUGGAAGGAUGUUGCAAUAGCCCAGAGAGGUAUCAUCAAGUUCUGGGAUGAAUUUGGUUAUUUAUCAGCAAACUGGAACCAGCCUCCAUCUAGUGAACUGCGCUACAAGCGCAGGAGAGCCAUGGAGAUCCCCACCACAAUUCAGUGCGAUGUCUGUCUGAAGUGGCGGACUCUCCCGUUCCAGCUGAGCUCAGUGGAGAAGAACUACCCUGACAGUUGGGUGUGCUCCAUGAACCCUGAUCCUGGACAAGACAGAUGUGAGGCUGCAGAGCAGAAGCAGAAGGUACCACUGGGAACUCUAAAAAAAGACUUGAAAUCAAAUGUGGAAAAGCAGAAACAACUGACAGAGAAAAUCCGCCAGCAGCAGAAAAAGCUAGAAGCUCUGCAGAAGACCACUCCAAUUCGAUCUCAGGCUGACUUAAAGAAACUGCCUCUGGAAGUGACCACGUGGCCUUCAAGGGAGCACACCCAAACUCAGCGCCCACGAUCUCCUCCUUUGCCUGAUAUAAUCAAGAAUGCUCCCAGCAGACCACCAGGAUCUUCACCUCCUCCCAAGUCCUGCAGUCAGCUGAAGAAGAGCUCUUCAGAUCAUCCAAAUACCACAUCUCCCAAGCUAGCCAGCAUGCCCUUCGAGGAGGAGGCCAGCACCUCCAGGACACACCAUCACAGUGUUACAGCUGGAAAGUCUAACAGCACUUUAAAAACUCUUGCCAAACCAGGUACAAGCAUGAAGUCCCUCUCUGGCCUGCAGAGCCCCAAAAGCCCAUGUGAGACACCCAAUCCAAAAGCUGCCAAGGUGCCAGCGGUAAGGAAAUCUGCCUCUGGCAGAUGUUUAAAGGCCUCCAGCAUGCGAAAGAGGGCCUUGAACAUCCCAGAGGAUGGGUCUGAGGAGGAGGGGCAGCCCAAAAAGGAGAGGACAAAACGAGGAAAAUUUUUGGCAGUGAAAGAAGAGAAGGAUUCCAAUGAGCUCACAGACAGUGCUGGAGAGGAAGAGUUGUUGGAACUGAAGAAAGCACAGAAAGAUAAGGGGCUGCACGUGGAGGUGCGUGUGAACAAGGAAUGGUUUACAGGCCGUGUCACGGCUGUGGAAAGGGUCAGGCAUGCAAUUCGGUGGAAGGUGAAGUUCGAUUAUGUGCCUACAGAUACCACACCAAGGGAUCGCUGGGUAGAGAAGGGCAGUGAGGAUGUAAGGCUUAUGAAGCCUCCCUCUCCUGAGUACCAGGCUCCAGACACACAGCAGGAAGAGGAGGUGGUCAUGGCUGAACCUUCUACCUCGGAUUGCGUCAGAAUCGAGCCUGACACCACUGGUCCCAGCAGCAGCCAAGAAACAGUUGACUUGCUAGUCCAGAUCCUUCGGAAUUGUUUGCGAUACUUCUUGCCUCCAAAUUUUCCAGUCUCCAAGAAUGAGCUGAGUUCCAUGAGCUCAGAAGGGUUGUUGGCAUUUCCCUUGAAAGAAUAUUUUAAGCAGUAUGAGGUGGGUUUGCAGAACCUGUGCAAUUCAUAUCAGACACGUGCCGAUGCCCGUGCCAAAGCCUGUGAGGAAAACCUGCGGAACUCGGAGAGGAAGCUGAAGGAAACAGAGGAGAAACUGCAGAAGUUGAGGACUAAUAUAAUGGCCCUUUUGCAGAAAGUGCAGGAGGACAUUGAUAUUAAUACAGACGAUGAACUGGAUGCAUAUAUUGAGGACUUGAUCAUGAAAGGAGACUGAGCAGCUCCAGUACAAGUCCUGGAGAGGUGCAGAAGAGCUGGCUGCUGCAA
This is a messenger RNA of Cinclus cinclus, 3107 nucleotides long. It is a transcript of the gene MORC2, whose product is annotated as MORC family CW-type zinc finger 2. The record is from RefSeq and is a predicted model, not a curated record. The transcript has 26 exons. Bases 1 to 3057 code for a protein of 1018 amino acids. NCBI's taxonomy places the organism in Eukaryota, Metazoa, Chordata, Aves, Passeriformes, Cinclidae. Gene Ontology annotation, cellular component: nucleus. Gene Ontology annotation, molecular function: zinc ion binding.